Amorphotheca resinae ATCC 22711 is the source of this 867-nucleotide messenger RNA. RefSeq lists its product as hypothetical. The annotation marks the transcript as partial. The transcript is spliced from 2 exons. The record is from RefSeq and is a predicted model, not a curated record. NCBI's taxonomy places the organism in Eukaryota, Fungi, Ascomycota, Leotiomycetes, Helotiales, Amorphothecaceae.
UUCCCACAAUACUUUCGCGAGAAGAUUCAGGCCUGCCUCACGCUCUUCUGGACUUUUCAAGCCCCCUUUUUCCAAAAGGCAUCACCGGCUGAGCUACUGUCCAACAUUCUCUAUCGAACGCUCUCAGACAGUCUAUUGGGCUAUACAUAUAUUGAUUUCUGCGCAGGUGCAGGUGGUCCUACACCAUUCAUCGAGCAGAAUCUCAAUGCCCAGCUCUCUUCACCGCCUGCCUCUCCAUUCACAGAAGUCUCUAACUCCAAUGGCCUCACCUCGCGCUCCUCUCGAGCUGUUUCUUCAUAUGAUGGCCCUGUCAAAUUUGUUUUGACAGAUUUGCAUCCUCCUAUCAAUGCUUGGACAGAAUUAUCCAAGCGCAGUGACAACCUGAGCUUCAUUUCUGAGUCAGUUGAUGCAGCAAACGCACCCGCAAAUCUCAAUGUACAAGGUGGAAAGAAGGCCUUCAGAUUAUAUAAUUUGGCAUUUCAUCAUUUCGAUGAUGAUUUGGCGAAGGCCAUAUUGCGGAAUACCAUUGAAACAGCAGAUGGGUUUGGUAUCUUUGAGCUUCAGGAAAGAACAAUUUCCUCCAUCCUCACAAUCUUUGCUAUGGGAUUCACGUUGUUCUUGAUCAGCCCUUUCUACUUCUGGAGAUCGCCAGGUCAGCUAUUUUUCACGUAUGUCAUUCCUAUCAUACCUUUUGUUCUGGUCUUUGACGGGAUUGUUUCCUCCUUGAGAACACGAAGCGCCGAGGAAGUACGGGCUUUAAUGAAGGAGUGCGGAGCACCUUGUGAUAACUGGUCCUUCAAAAACGGUAGUGAGCAGCAUACAUGGCCAACCGGGUAUAUGACUUGGAUCAUUGGUACCAAAGAUUAG